CAACAUUGCAUUUAUUAAAAAUACAUUUUGAUUUGGUUUUUUUUUUAAGUUUAUUAUAAUUUAUUUUUAUAAUUUAAAAAAGUAAGAUAUGACUAAAGCUGGUCGUCGAGAGCUACAAGCGAUAUUGAAUAAACAAAUAAGAAAACGUCAUCAUAGAUCACAAAAGUCAAAUAUCACGAAGGAAAUGUUGAAGGUUACUAUGUGGAGCUUGUUAAAUUUUUUCCUAUUCUUUAUUCGUUCUGUGGUUGACAAAAUUGUGAACUUUGCACUAGAAUGGUAUUGGGGAGAAAAGAAAUCUUGUCCACCAUUAAGAAAAAACUUUUUCAUCACUAAAAGUGCAGUUGAAAUUGCUGAAUUAAUAAGACAAAAAGACAUCUCAUCAUAUCAUGUAGUCAAUGCUUACAUUAAUAGAAUAAUAGAAACAAAUCCUUUACUGAAUGCUGUUCUUGAUGGACCAUUUAUAGAAGCUCUUGAUGAAGCACAAGCAAUUGAUGAAAGAAUUUCAAAAGAAAGUAUAUCAGAAGAAGAAUUUUUAAAAAAACCAUUUUUAGGAGUUCCUUUUACUACAAAAGACUCAACGGCUGUUUCUGGAAAAUUACAUACAUUAGGGAUAGCUGCGAGGAAGAAUUAUAGAGCUAAAGAAGAUGCCGAAUGCGUAAGAUUGAUGAAAGAAGCUGGAGCUAUUAUCAUUGCAACAUCAAGUAUUCCCGAAAUUAAUAGAUGGCAAGAAACAAGGAAUAACUUGAUUGGACAAACAAACAAUCCUUACGAUAUUAGAAGAACUGUAGGUGGAAGUUCUGGAGGAGAAGGUGCAUUAAUUUCUUCAUGUGGAUCAUGUUUUGGUUUAGGUACCGAUAUAGGCGGAUCAAUUCGAAUGCCAGCAUAUUAUUGUGGAAUUUUCGGUCAUAAACCAACAACUGGUAUGGUCAAUACUAGAGGAUGUACACUCCGAACGGGGACGGAAAAAAAUUCAAUGGUUGUAGCUGGAAUGAUGACUCGAUAUGCUAUGGAUUUAAAACCAAUAUUUGAAGUUCUCGUUGGUCCAAAAAAUUCGAAUAUUUUGAAACUAAACGAAAAUGCAGAUGUAAAAAAAUUGCGAUACUUUUAUUGUUUGGAUAGCGGUGAUAUGCGGUGCAGUGGAUUGUGUCCAAAUACGAGAGAUACAAUCAACAAAGUUGUCUCUCACUUUCAUAAUUUAACAGGAACAGAUGUUCAACAAGUAAAAUUAAAGGGCGUUGAAUACACUUCAAAGCUUUGGAGAUAUUGGAUGACUCAAGAACCUGCAGAAUUUUGUUAUCUUCUGGGCAAUUCCAAAAAACUUAAUCCUUUAGUCGAGCUUAUUAAGAAACUUACUGGUCAGAGUGAAUACACAAUGGCAUCAAUUUUUUCUUUAAUUGAUGGAAUUUUACCAAAAGAAAAAGCUGAAAAAAUGAAAGCCAUAACAGAGGAAUUAAGUCAAGAAAUUGAAGAGCUAUUGGGAGAUGAUGGUGUUUUAAUAUAUCCAAGUUAUACAUAUCCUGCUCCAUUUCACUAUGCACCUUUAGUUCAGAUUUAUAACUUUGGAUACUGGGCUAUCAUGAACGUACUUCAUUUGCCAGCGACACAAAUACCAAUGGGAUUGAAUUCGGAAGGUCUUCCCAUGGGUAUUCAAAUUGUAACUACGAAAAACCGGGACAGACAUUGCUUUGCAGUUGCAGAAGAAUUAGAUAGACAAUUUGGAGGAUGGAAAGCCCCAUUUAACAUUCUCGGUGAUAUUAAUUGAAUUUUGAUGAAAAUUUUCUUGGAGUCGGUUUUUAGAAACUAUUUAUAUUUUCAUAACAAUUAUCUGGUGCUAAGUUUUAGUAUUUUUAUAUGGAAUCAGUUUAUUUUUUAUCUACAAUGUACUUAAAUAAAUAUGGA
Chironomus riparius is the source of this 1899-nucleotide messenger RNA. The record is from the annotation of a GenBank genome assembly. Lineage: Eukaryota; Metazoa; Arthropoda; Insecta; Diptera; Chironomidae.